CUGAUCGGGCGUGUGCUGGGAAGCAGGGGUGGACGAGAGUGGCUUCUGGCUUCUGGCCCCGACCCCGCGUAGGAGUUGCUGCUGCUUCCUGUACCCAGCACAAUGUUUCUGCCACCUCUCCUGCUGCUGCUAAGCUUUGCCACAGCUGCCGUUGAAGUCAAAAGGCCUCGAGGUGUCUCCCUUACCAAUCAUCAUUUCUAUGACAAAUCUAAGCCCUUCACCUGCCUGGAUGGAUCUUCCACUAUCCCCUUUGAUCAAGUAAAUGAUGACUACUGUGAUUGUCAGGAUGGCUCCGAUGAACCAGGAACUGCUGCCUGCCCAGAGGGACGCUUCCACUGUACCAAUGCUGGCUAUAAGCCCCACUAUAUCCCCUCAAGCCGUGUCAAUGAUGGGAUCUGUGAUUGCUGUGAUGCCACAGAUGAGUACAACAGUGGUGUCAUCUGUGAGAACACAUGCAGGGAAAUGGGCCGGAAGGAGAAGGAGACUCUGGAACAGAUGGCGGAAGUUGCCCGUGAGGGCUUCCGGCUCAAGAAGAUCUUAAUUGAAGAAGGGAAGAAGGGCCAGGAGGAAAAGCGGAGCAGGCUCCUUGGUUUACAAGAGUCGAAGAAGGCCCUGGAGGAGCAGGUGGCAAUGCUGAGAGCAGUGAAGGAGGAAGCAGAGAAGCCUGAGAAAGAAUUCAAGGAGCGGCACCAGAGGCUGUGGGAAGAGCAGCAGGCUGCAGCCAGGGCCACAAGGGACCAGGAGCAGGCCGCCAGUGCUUUCCAGGAGUUGGAUGACAACACCGAUGGAGUGAUUUCCGUGGCUGAACUUCAGACUCACCCAGAGCUGGACCCCGAUGGUGAUGGGGCUUUGUCAGAAGCAGAAGCCCAGGCUCUUUUAGGAGAGGCCUUGCGUGUGGAUGCUGCCAGCUUCCAAGAAGGCCUGUGGGCAGCCAUCAAGGAUAAGUACCGGCAGGAGUCCCUGCCUACUGUGCCACCCCUUGCUGAGGCCACAACAGAGAAUUUGCUAGAGGUCCCAGAACAGCCAUCCCCAGCAGAGGAUGAAGAUGAAGGGCCUGGGUUGGAAGAAGAAAUGGAGGAGGAUGAAGAGGACGAAGAAGAAGAUACCCCUGAGGAGGAUAAGGAGCCCUUGCCCCCACAGUCAGUCAAGGUGGACAAGGAGGUGGAGAAGGACAAGAUGCCUCCAUAUGAUGAGAGAACACAAGCCUAUAUUGACGCGGCCCAGGAAGCUCGAGACCAUUUUGAAGAAGCCGAAAAGUCAUUGACAGAGAUGGAGGAGUCCAUCAGGAACCUAGAGCAAGAGAUGGCGCUGGACUUGGGUCCCAGUGGGGAGUUUUCCUACCUCUUUGGCCAGUGCUAUGAGUUAUCCACCAAUGAAUAUAUUUAUAGACUGUGUCCCUUCAACCGAGUCACCCAGAAACCUAACCAUGGAGGUUCUGAGACCAACUUGGGCACGUGGGGGUCCUGGGAUGCAUCAGAGGAGGAGAAAUUCCGCAUCAUGCAUUAUGAACAUGGGACAGGUUGCUGGCAAGGCCCCAACCGCUCUACCAAGGUGAAGCUGGUAUGUGGGAAGGAAACUGUAGUCACGAGUGCCACAGAGCCAAGCCGAUGUGAGUACCUGAUGGAGCUGGUGACCCCAGCCGCGUGCCAGGAGCCGCCCCCAGAGUCCCCAGGGGAUCCUGACCAUGAUGAGCUCUAAGCCCCCCAGAAUCCCAGGGGAGAAGUUAAUACCUCCAGGACCUGCAUACACAUCUCCCUCCCAACCCUGACCCAGGAUAUGUGCUCCUGCCCACCCUGGCUCUUUGGGGGCCAGUGCAGGGGGCCCCCUGAACCUUCCUCCUUGGAAGGCUCGCUAUGUUGAUGAAGAGAGUCUCGGUGUGCCUCCCUUGGAAGACCAAGAGGCUGCCUUUGAUUGGGGAAGCCUCACCCAUCCCUUCUGGUCUAGCUGCUCAAGUGACUGGGACACUUUGCCUGCCCAAUCCCCCUCCCAUGUUGGCAGCUCCACCCUGAUGGGUGACUUGAUGCCCUCUCACCCUGGCCUUGCUUCCGGCCCAGGUGGUACAACUGGCUACGUAGCUAGUGAGCAAGACCUGCUGGGGUGGGAGAGCCUGACUUCACUGUGACCUUGGCACAAUAAACUCAGAUCCUUCCCCAUAGCUCCAA
Messenger RNA from Phascolarctos cinereus (koala), 2162 nucleotides. It is a transcript of the gene PRKCSH, whose product is annotated as PRKCSH beta subunit of glucosidase II. Gene Ontology annotation, molecular function: calcium ion binding; protein binding. Gene Ontology annotation, cellular component: glucosidase II complex. The record is from RefSeq and is a predicted model, not a curated record. Gene Ontology annotation, biological process: liver development; N-glycan processing. Lineage: Eukaryota; Metazoa; Chordata; Mammalia; Diprotodontia; Phascolarctidae.